This is a messenger RNA of Salvia splendens (bonfire salvia), 1529 nucleotides long. Its product is annotated as L-tryptophan--pyruvate aminotransferase 1. The record is from RefSeq and is a predicted model, not a curated record. The transcript has 5 exons. Gene Ontology annotation, biological process: amino acid metabolic process. Bases 88 to 1302 code for a protein of 404 amino acids. Gene Ontology annotation, molecular function: carbon-sulfur lyase activity; transaminase activity. Lineage: Eukaryota; Viridiplantae; Streptophyta; Magnoliopsida; Lamiales; Lamiaceae.
UAAACAAAGCUUAAGCUGAAAAAUAAAGUUUAAUUUCAGAAAAGAAAUUGAAGCGGCACGUACGAGGUCAUCGUCACCAAAAGCUCCAUGACUUGUUCUGAUCAUCAAGCCCCAGACAGUAACGGCUCCACGCCGAACCACGUCCGAACCAAUGGUAUCGCGCCACAUCAUCAUCACCCUCAACCCAUCGUCUCUCUGGACCAUGGCGAUCCGACAAUGUACGAGGCAUAUUGGAAGAAAGCUGGGCAAAGGUGCAGUGUGACGAUGUCUGGAUUCCAAUCUCUGAGUUACUUCGGUGACGGCAAAACUCUGUGCUGGUUCAUGGAGAAAAAACUGGAGGAUGAGAUCAGGAAGCUGCAUAAAGUCACCGGAAACGCAGUUGUCGACGGCAAACACAUCGUGGUUGGAACAGGAUCGAGUCAGCUGAUUCUAGCUGCGCUCUACGCCCUCGCCUACACCCUAGAUAUCUCCAAUCCGGUUGACGUCGUCUCCGCUGCCCCCUACUAUUCGUCGUAUCCAGAGAUGAUCGAGUUUCUGCGGACGGGGCUAUUCAAAUGGUCCGGCGAUGCGCGGUGCUUCGACAAGGACGUACCAUACAUCGAAUUCGUGACAUCCCCCAACAAUCCCGACGGCUCCACCAGAGAGGCCGCCGUGAUGAAUCGAGGCCAAUUAGGCAUGCUUGUUCACGACCUCGCCUACUACUGGCCUCAAUACACCGCCAUCACAUCCGCUGCUGAUCACGACCUCAUGCUCUUCACUGCUUCCAAAUGCACCGGCCACGCCGGAUCCAGAAUCGGAUGGGCAGUUGUUCGAGAGGAGAAUGUGGCGAGGAAGAUGGUGAAGUUCAUUGAGAUGAACACGAUCGGAGUGUCCAAGGAAGCGCAGCUGAGAAGUGCAAGCGUGAUGGAGUUGAUCUCCCUGAGCUGCCAGAAACGGAAGCCUUGCGACGUGGAGAGUUUCUUCGACUACAGCCAAUGCACAUUGGCGGAUAGGUGGAAGAGAUUGAGAGACGUCGUCACCAAGAAUCAACUCUUCAGCCUCCCCAAAUUCCCAUCGCACUACUGCAAUUUCAGGAGAGAAGUCGUUCAAACAUAUCCUGCAUUUGCAUGGAUGAAAUGCAAAGAGGGGAUAGAUGGGGAGCGGCUGCUAAGAGAGCAUAAAAUAGGAACAAGAAGCGGUAGGCGAUUCGGGUGGGAAGCAGAGUAUGUUAGAAUCAGCAUGUUGAGUAGGGAUGACGACUUUGAUCUCUUUCUGCACAGGCUCUCAACUAUUCAACCCACAGCUAAUGGAAAUCAGAAUUAACUACAUCAGCUUUCAACAUUUUAAUUUAGUCCCACUUUUAUACACACAUUUUUUCCCUUUUUGGGGAUGUUCCCAUUCUAUUGGACACAUUUUCUAAUCUCUAUUUAUUUUAUUCCCUCCACUUGGCAUUGCAUUACAUUACAUUGAAUGGACUAGUUCUUUUUUGGCACCCAGCGCCUGUCUCGGCAUUGCGGUGAACAACAUAUAUAAAUUGCCUUUUUUGUCUC